Molecule: messenger RNA, 4545 nt
Organism: Aedes albopictus (Asian tiger mosquito)
Lineage: Eukaryota; Metazoa; Arthropoda; Insecta; Diptera; Culicidae
Product: heat shock protein 83-like
Exons: 2
Coding region: 1-549 (182 amino acids)
Biological process (GO): protein stabilization; protein folding; cellular response to heat
Cellular component (GO): perinuclear region of cytoplasm; protein-containing complex; cytosol
Molecular function (GO): ATP hydrolysis activity; disordered domain specific binding; ATP-dependent protein folding chaperone
Source: RefSeq, a predicted model, not a curated record
AUGGCGACGAAAAUCAGACUCACGUGUGCACGGGACGCUGGAAGGAUUCGUGCCUUAGAUCGUAAUAAUGAAAUCGGUGAUGUUUUGAGGGAUCGGUUGUACCGGAUCUUGUCCAAGGCCGAUUUGGUCAGCAACCUGCGAAGGAUCGAAUACGGAACGAAGCCGUUCAUGGAAGCCGGAGACGUCAGCAUGGUCGUUCUGUUCUGGUCUGGCUUUCUUUCUUGCUGGACGUCCAACAGCAACUACGAUAAAAAGUACGUGUGGGAAUCGUCUGCUGGAGGUUGCUUCACCGUCCGUCAGAACACCGGAGAAUCCCUCGGCCGUGGUACCAAGAUCGUCCUCCACAUCAAUGAAUAUCAGCUGGAAUACAUGGAGGAGAGCAAGAUCAAGGCCAUCGUGAAUAAACACUCGCAGUUCAUUGGAUACCUAAUCAAAAUUCCGGUAGAAAAAGAACGCAAGAAAGAGGUAAGUGACGAUGAAGCGGAAGAAAUGGACGAGAAAAAUCAGGAAGAAGGCAAGAAGAAGAAGAAAAAGGCCGUCAAGGUUUAGUGUACCAAACUCUUGUCGUCGCCUUCAAGGUAAAGUGUACCUAACUCUUGUCAUCGCCUGACACGUCCAUCGUGGCAGCAAUAUUACAUCAUUCAUUCUACUGGAGACACAUAGUCCUUUGUUUUUGGGAAAAAAUGAGAUGUGGUCGAGUUGAUCUGGGAUGAUCACAGCAACCGGAGAGUAGAAAAGACUGACAGGAGUGUGUGGAUUACAGUCAUCGAUAGACAGCAGAUACGUUCACCAGUGAUGCUGCCUUAGUAUAAAUUAGAAUGGACUAAUCAUUAUCUAUUAGAGUUCGUAACUACAUUAUAUCAAUAAAUACCACACAUUCGAUAGACCUUGAAUCACUCCAAAUAACCGAUCAGGACACACGGUCGAAGUAAGCCAUUGCUCUUGACCCAAUGACUAGUCAUUUCGACAGAUCUGAUUUCCGUCUCGUAAAUUCCUUGAAAGGGGUAACGGACAUGCCCUUUGUCGGUGACCAGUCGAACAACUGUCGACGUCGCUUCCGCCCAAAAUCUUUUGUCCAAUUGCUGUCAAAAAUUAGACUUCUCGCUCGCUCCUGAAUGGUCCGGUUCAUGCCAUCCCAUUUUGCUCCGGAUUGUAAGGCACCGUCGUCUCGUGACGAAUGCCAUUCGCCUUGAGAAAGUCCUCGAAUUGCUUACCGGUAUAUUCGCCGCCGUUGUCGGUUCCUACACACUUCAGCUUCCUUCCAGUCUGGGUACCGGAUUAGGCCUUGAACUUCUUGAACGCCUCGAACACAAACUUUUUGGCGUCCAGAAAAUAGACGAAGGUCAUCAUACUGCUCGCAUUAUCGAUCAAGGGAACGAAAGAGAUUUACUGUAAGGUCUGGAACACAGAGCACGUUAGAGAUGUCUAGUCUACAUCAUUCACCUUCCACAUCAGCAUCCAGCUCGACGUUCCCCGAGGCCACAACCGGUAUCUCGAAAACGUUCGUCACAAAAGAAAAAAUAUCACCACAAUAUUCGAAUCCAGUCUGCCGUCCAUUUGAUACCUGAUGCGUCCAUUUCCAUGACAGGAAACCUUCUCCAGCUCUUCUUACGGAUAUGCUUCAGAUGCCGACUUCCUGAGGAAAAAAAUCACUUUUCGGCUUGUUGUUUGGCCGGUUGCUAGGCCACACCAGUCGGUAAGAGCUGUACUUGUUCACUCACCAUUUUGCAGCCUCUUCAACAGAACGGGUGUCAGGUUAUCUCUACUCUUCUGGCUUAAGUAGUUAUUCACCUCUGGUUCGUUGAAACUUCUUUCCGAAAUUACUAUCUUUGUUUGGCCAAACAUGUUCUAAAUGCCACUCCUUAUCACAGAUCUUGCAAAUGUAGCUCCUGUAUUGACACUUACGAAAAUCAUGAUUACCUUUUCCUAUUACUUUUGAACUUGCUGCUUCGGAGCAACGAUUGAUUCGAUUGAAGUUUUGGAACCUAAAACCUAACAAUCAGAAAACCGUUUUUAGGACAGGAACACAGGGUAUAACAUGCUACAUGCCGUGGUAUCAUAGACUAAUGUCAAGACCUCGAUGUACCAAAGAAAACGAUCAAAUUUUCUGUGUCCAGUCCGGUACCCAAUAAAUAUUCAUUACCGUGUAUUUUUUUCCGUGCAAAUUACCUUUUGUGUAAAUCAUAUUUAGCGUGUAACACCGAUCUGACAGCUCUGACAGUAAGGGACUAAACAUAAAUUACGUAAGUGGGUACCGAGGUCACAAUCUGUGAACUUGACUGCGUGAUUCCUUCAGAAAUUCUUUCCGGAAUUUUCCCAGGAAUUUGAUCCAACAUUCUCUACGAGUUUCUUCUGAGAUUUUUCUAGCUUUUUUUUUAUAAAUUUCAUCCAAGAAAUCCCUCGGGAUGCUUCUAAAUAUUCCUUCAGUGAUUUUUCCAGAAGUUCUUUCUAGUAUUCCUCCGAAAAUUUCUUCCUGAAGUGUUUUAGUUGUUUUUUUUCUAAGAUUAUUUUAGGAAUCCCUACUGGGAUUUAUCAAGGAGUUUCUUCACGGGUUAUUUACGGAGUUCCUUCUGGGAUUCCUCAGGAUUUUCUGCUAAGAUUUAUCAAGAGUUCCUUUUGGGAUUCCUCCACUAGCUUUUCCGGAUUUCCUCAAGGAGUUCCUUCCAUAAUUCCUUACUGUGAUGAUUUCUCCUUCUGAGAUUCCUACAGGAGCUCAUCCUAAGAUUCCUGCAUAAGUUCCUUCACCGGUUUUUUUCCGGAAUUCCCUCUGGGAUGCCAUUUCUCUUUAAGAUUAACCAGACGUUGCUUCCGAGAUUUCUCCAUAAAUUCUGUCUGUCUGGAUGAAUAUCCAGAAGUUCCUUUAGUGGUUCCUCCAGGAGUACUUAUUGAGAUUCCUUCCUGGAUUAUUGUAUGUGUUCCUUUUUGUGAUUCCUUUAAGAGUUCCUUCCAGAUUACUGCUGGAUUUCUCCAGCAAAUCUUUCCAGAAUUCCUAUUGAAGCUUAUUCCUGGAGAACCUCUUUCUAGGAUUCUUUAUUGUGUGUUCCUUCACGACUUUCUACCAUAAUUUCUUCUGGAAUACCUCGAGGAUGUUGCGAUUACCCGAGAAUUCUUCUGCGAUUCCUUUAGAAAUUCUUUCCUAGAUUGCUUCAGCAAUUAAUCUCGAGAAUCCUUUAGGAAUACUUUCCAGGAUUCCUUUCAGAAUUUCUUCAGGAAAUCCAUUUGAGAUUCCUCCCGGAAUUCCUUCUGGGAUUUCUCCGAAAAUUUGCUUUUGCAUUUUAUCCAAGAAAUGCUUCUAGAAUUCAUCCAUAAAGACUUGCGAUAUUUCUUUAAGAACUUCUUCCGUGAUUCCUCCAGUAAUUCCUUCUGUAAUAUCUGCACAUUGUUAAUGCAAUUCUUUCGUAAGUUCAUUCUGGAGUUCUCUCAGAUAUUUGUAAUGAAAAUCUUUCAGUAGUUAAUACUCAAUUCGAGGAGUUCCGUAAGGAAUUCUGCUUUUAGUUUUUUUUAUUAAACUUAUGCAGGACGUCCUUCAGAAAUUCAUCCAACAAUUUGUAAGGAGUAACUUCUGGGUGUCCCCCAGUUUUUUUUUAUUCUUAAUCACUUAACCUAAUUUACAGCUCUUUUUGUCCACUAGGGCACUACGUGAGCGAUUCCAAUUGGACGCUGCACUUUGUACAGCGCCUACAUAUAUUCUAUUCUAAUUCAACUAUUUCGAACUGGUUCCUUGUGCUGCUUCAACUUUUCUACCCUGUCCACGGUAGAAUGAUGAGCACGAUGAUGCUUAUGUAUGGCUGCUGUUCCUUCUCCAGUCCGAUUGGGGGUCCAUUAUGAGUUGCGGUUCGCCAAUAUCCAAAUUCCGGGUCCGUUAGAGCUAUAUGCUCCGAAGAGGGUCAAGUGCCAGCUGCUCUCGUGGGGAAGAACAACUGACGAAAAAUUGCAAGUGCCGGGGCUGGGUUCGAACCCAUGACCAUCCGCUCAUGAAGCGAACGUGUGGACCACUGCGCCACGGGCCCCGACUGUCCCCCAGUUAUGCCAAUAGUUCUUGAAAUUUUAGUGAUAUUCACUGCCAGAUUACCACAAUAAUGUGCAUACUAAUUACACGCGCUCAUAGAAAUUCUCACCGGAAUAGCUAUUGAAUUUCCACCGAAUUUUCCUCGAAGCCAUACCAACAUUCGUCCGCAGUAUGUCUUUUGAAAAUCCACAUGAUUUUCCACAUGAUUUGCGUCGUAUUCCCUGCAGCCUUCCGCCUAUCGUAGACUGAACCGCUAAUUGUAAAUAUAAGGUCAAAGUUUUGACUUCAUCACACCCUUGAUGUUCGUCUGGCUAACAUGCCUUUUCAUGUGAACUCGUAUGCCUACUAAUUUGGGAUGUCCACAACGAUUCUCCUACACAAAGUUGUAUACGUUUUCAAGAAAACACUUGCUCAAAGGUCAACCAUGUACGGCAGAAUAAGGAAGGAAGUCUGUGUUGAACUUGAAGCUGAUGCGUCCGCGUCUUAUCAGAAAAUCAUUUCAAUCCUCAAGUGCCUUGAUGAUCAACUUGAACUAA